GACCACAGUCAUGUGAUAGUUUACAGACCAGUAUGAUCUACAUUUACUGCACAUAACGAAAUGGUAGUUUCCUCAUAAUGUUUUACAGUAGAUUAUGCCUGUAAACCGAUAUAAAACGUCGCGGGUUAGUUUGAUUCUUGAUAUCACCGCUUGUAGACGCAGCAGAAAGACCGCGCCGUCCCGUUUCGCCCGGAAUAAACUCAUAGAACAACUACUCCCGUAUGAUUAUUCUAUUAACAUUGCAACCUUCACAUUGAUAAAUAAAGCCUCUGUUUUUUUGAACAGUAAUGUUUGCUCAGGCGAACUGGGUAUGUCUCGUGCUCGCCGCGUUGCUGAUAGCAAUACCAACAAGCGGGACGCGAUACCAAGCGAACUGGGAGAGUUUGGACGCAAGACCGCUUCCUACAUGGUACGAUGAAGCCAAGUUCGGGAUUUUCGUCCACUGGGGGGUGUUCUCCGUCCCCGGGUUCGAGAGCGAGUGGUUCUGGUGGCAUUGGCAAGGUCAAAACCCAGCUGAUCCGAAGUGUGUUAAGUACAUGCUGGAUAACUACCCGCCCGGGUUCAGCUAUCCAGAUUUCGCGCCCCAGUUCCAUGCCCAGUUCUUUGACCCGGAUGACUGGGCUGACAUAUUCGAGGCUUCCGGUGCAAAGUAUGUGGUUCUGACAGCGAAACACCAUGAAGGAUAUACUACCUGGCCCUCUUCCUACUCUUGGAACUGGAACUCUGUGGACACUGGACCACACAGAGACCUGGUGGGAGACCUGGCAGAGGCCGUACGCAACAGGUCGCUGCACUAUGGCCUCUAUAACUCCCUGUAUGAAUGGUUCAACCCCCUCUACCUGGCGGACAAGAAAAACAACUUCACAACACAGGACUUUGUCUUGAAAAAACUGCUGCCUGAGCUUUAUGACAUGGUCCUAAGCUACAAGCCAGAGCUGAUCUGGUCCGAUGGGGAUUGGGAAGCUCCUGACUCCUACUGGAACUCAACAGAAUUCCUGGCCUGGCUCUACAACGACAGUCCCGUUAAAGACGUGAUCGUGACCAAUGACAGGUGGGGGGCGGGGUGUUACUGUAAGCACGGUGGCUACUACAACUGUGCAGACAAAUACACCCCUGGGGAGCUGCCCAAACACAAGUGGGAGAAGUGUCAGUCUGUGGACACACAGUCCUGGGGUUUCCGCAGAACCAUGCGGCUCUCUGAACUGAUGGAUCUGCCCAGUAUCGUACAGGACCUUGUUCAAACAGUGGCCAUGGGGGGUAACUACCUGCUGAAUGUGGGUCCUACCCCCGACGGCAUGAUCCCCCCAGUGUUUGAGGAGAGGCUGAGGGGCAUGGGGGCCUGGCUGGGGGUCAACGGAGAGGCCAUCUACUCCUCCAAACCCUGGAGGCUCCAGACUGAGAAUGCCACCGUGCCUGUCUGGUACACCUCCAAAUACUCCAGUGUGUUUGCUGUCUUCAUGACGAAACCCACUGUGUACACAUUCCACCUGUCUGAACCUAUCACAGCAGAGAGCACCACGGUGACAUUAUUGGGGAACCUAGAGCCUCUGAGAUGGGCUCCUCUUCACCCCCGGGGUCUGAUCAUCCUCCUUCCUGAGUUACCUCCAACCCUGGCACAGGCCUGGAUCCUCAAACUGGAUGGGGUCAAGUGAUCUGGGGUGAUAACCAGCCUCUUGAAUAGGCCUUUAGCUACUGGUGAGCAGUGAAGGUACUCCACGAGACUAGUUGGAAUGAAAUUAAUAAAUUUGCAUUUUAAAAUGUUGGAAGAUUUUUAGAAUGACCCGGAAUGAGUGUGAUGUGAUAUUAGUUGGGCUAACUUUGUGUAAUUGGCGCCAUGUUGACACCAGAUUUCAAUGAUCGAAUAUAAUUCAAUGAUGCAUUUGGGGUGGCAGGGUAGCCUAGUGGUUAGAGCGUUGGACUUGUAACCGAAAGGUUGCUAGAUUGAAUCCCCCGAGCUGACAAGGUAAAAAUCUGUUGUUCUGCCCCCUUGAACAAGGCAGUUAAUCCACUGUUCCCCGAUAGGCCGUCGUUGUGAAGAAGAAUGUGUUCUCAACCGACUUGCCUCGUUAAAUAAAAAAUUCUGCGUUGCAAAACCAUUGUAAAGAAUUCAGAACCUCUGGGAGAAGCUUUAUGGAACAAACAAGUUGAAUCAACUUCGCUUUGGAGAAAGGGGAGAAGCUUCCUGUGAUUUUGUAUUUUGUUUCUACGUUUCUUGUGUUUGAGUUAGACUCUGCUGUUUAUUGCUCUCCUGGUGAUUUGAUUUUUAAUGUUUUUUUAAUUCAUUUGGACGGAAUCAUUUCAGAAAGUUUUCAGACCCCUUUUUCCACAAUUGAUUAAAUACAUGUUUUUUCGUCAUCAAAACACACACUCUAUAAUGACGAAGCGAAAAAAAGGUUAGACAUUUUCGCAAAUGUAUUGAAAUGGAAAACAGAAACCUUAUAAUUAUUCAGACCCGUUGCUAGGAGACUUGAAAUGUAGCUCAGGUGCAUCCUGUUUCCAUUGAUCAUCCUUGAGAUGUUUCUGGAACUUGAUUGGAGUCCACCUGUGGUAAAUUCAAUUGAUUGAACAUGAUAUGGAAAGGCACACACCUGUCUAUAUAAGGUCCCACAGUUGACAGUGCAUUUCAGAGCAAAAACCAAGCCAUGAGGUCGAAGGAAUUGUCCAUAGAGUUCUGAGACAGGAUUGUGUCGAGGUGCUGAUCCGGGGAAGGGUACCAAAACAUUCUGCAGCAUUGAAGGUCCCCGAGAACACAGUGGCCUCCAUCAUUCUUAAAUCGAAGAAGUUUGGAACGACCAAGACACUUCCUAGAGCUGGACGCCCGGCCAAACUGAGCAAUCGGGGGAGAAGGGCCUUGGUCAGGGAGGUGACCAAGAACCUGAUGCUCACUCUGGUCUAGAGUUCCUCUGUGGAGAUGGGAGAACCUUACAGAAGGACAACCAUCUCUGCAGCACUCCACCAAUCCGGCCUUUAUGGUAGAGUGGCCAGACGGAAGCAACUCCUCAGUAAAAGAAACAUCACAGCCCACUUGGAGCCCACUUUGCCUAAAGACUCUCAGAAUCAAGAUUCUCUGGUAUGAUGAAACCAAGAUUGAACUCUUUGGCCUGAAUGCCAAGGGACAUGUCUGGAGGAACCCAUUUCCAAGGUGAAGCAUGGUGGUGGCAGCAUCAUGCCGUGGGGAUGUUUUUCAGCAGCAGUAGGGACUGGGAGACUAGUCGGGAUUGAGGCAAAGAUGAACGGUGCAAAGUACAGGGAUCAUUGAUGAAUUGAUGAAAACCUGCACCAGAGCGCUCAGAACCUCAGACUGGGGCGAAGGACCUCAGACUGGGGCGAAGGUUCACCUUCCAAAAGGACGACGACCAUAAGCACACAGCCAAGACAAUGCAGGAUUGGCUUCGGGAUAAGUCUCAAUGUCCUUGAGUAGCCCAGCCAGAGCCCGGACUUGAACCAGAUCGAAAAUCUCUGGAGAGAAAAUAGCUGUGCAGCGACGCUCCCCAUUCAACCUGACAGGGCUUGAGAAGAUCUGCAGAGAAGAAUGGGAGAAACUCCCCAAAUAUAGAUGUGCCAAGCUUGUAGCGUCAUACCUAAAGUACCGAGGAAAGGGUCUGAAUACUUAUGUAAAUGUGAUAAACAUUUUAUGCAUUUGUAAAAAUGUCUAAAACUUUUUUGCUUUGUCAUUAUUGGUUGUGUGUAGAUUGAGGGGGGGGGAAUAACAAUUUAAUCAUUUUUAGAAUAAGGGGAAACCAAUUUAAUCAUUUUUAGAAUAAGGCUGUAAUGUAACAAUGUACUUUCGAAAGCACUCCGUUCCUCUCCUAUGAAGAUUUGUUUGUGUCUGUCGAGCUUCUGUUUAAAGAUGAUGAUGAUGAUGAUGAUGAUGAUGAUGAUGAUGGGAAAUGAACAAAAGCCACUUUUUGUAUUUUUGUGUGUUUUGAUUUUAUUUUUAUGACUGAAUAAAGAAAUAGUUGAUUAA
Messenger RNA from Oncorhynchus masou masou (cherry salmon), 3967 nucleotides. Its product is annotated as tissue alpha-L-fucosidase-like. Gene Ontology annotation, cellular component: lysosome. The coding region runs from base 288 to 1652 and encodes 454 amino acids. The record is from RefSeq and is a predicted model, not a curated record. Gene Ontology annotation, molecular function: alpha-L-fucosidase activity. The transcript has 8 exons. Lineage: Eukaryota; Metazoa; Chordata; Actinopteri; Salmoniformes; Salmonidae. Gene Ontology annotation, biological process: glycoside catabolic process; fucose metabolic process.